Molecule: messenger RNA, 476 nt
Organism: Dufourea novaeangliae
Lineage: Eukaryota; Metazoa; Arthropoda; Insecta; Hymenoptera; Halictidae
Gene: Dpm2
Product: dolichol phosphate-mannose biosynthesis regulatory protein
Exons: 1
Coding region: 112-372 (86 amino acids)
Biological process (GO): GPI anchor biosynthetic process
Cellular component (GO): dolichol-phosphate-mannose synthase complex; endoplasmic reticulum membrane
Molecular function (GO): enzyme regulator activity
Source: RefSeq, a predicted model, not a curated record
CUUAAAUUUCAUAAAUCAGAGAAAUUAUUAAUUGUACAGACACACAUAUGUAUAAUGACUAUUUCUUGUGGUGUACAAAAAACUCCUUGUAUUAUUAAGUGAAGUCUUAAAAUGUUUAAUAGCGACAGUGAGAGAGGUAAAGUGAUAUUAUUAGUGACAAUUAUUUUAUUUCUGUAUUAUACUAUAUGGGUGAUUGGUUUACCAUUUAUUGAUGAUAGCAAAAUACAAUCACUUUUUGGCUCCCAGGACCUAGCUCUAAUGGUACCGGCAAUUGCAGGCUUGUGUUUCAUUGGUGGAUUAAUACUGUUCACAGUUUAUAAUGUGAAACCAUAUUUCUCUUAUGACAAAUUAAAGAAAGUUCAUGAAUCAUAGAUUUUAUAUAAAACAACAUCAAUAAAAAUCUCACACAGUAGUUGUCAGUAGGAUAUACCAACACACUUUAUGCAUACCUCUUAUCUUGAAUAAAUAGGCAACAA